Molecule: messenger RNA, 1616 nt
Organism: Thelazia callipaeda (thelaziosis nematode)
Lineage: Eukaryota; Metazoa; Nematoda; Chromadorea; Rhabditida; Thelaziidae
Source: the annotation of a GenBank genome assembly
AUGCAUCUGCAAACUUUCGGCAGUGUUCCCAAUGAGGUGGAUGAAGUUACACGUGGAAGACAUUUUCAAUCGGGAAUGUCAGGAUGGUUUCACGCUAAAAUGCUAAAAAACUGUAAAAGAAGCCCAAGUCCCCCUGCAACUUACGCGAAAUAUUUGGAUGAUUUUGAAGAAUGUGAGGAAACUCAAACUUUACCAACUACGAGCUCUUCCAGCUUAUCGAAAAGCUCCCGCAAACAUAAUCGACGGCAGUUUUUAUCCGAAAGUUACAAUGAAUCAGCGUUUGACGAUUUUGGACCAGUCGAAGACAGCAAAUAUGGUGGUUUUAUGAAAUCAUCAGUCAAAAGUGAAUUACAUUAUUCUUACACUACAUCAAAGUUUUACUCUUGUAAUUGUGCUAAUACAUAUGCAUCGAAUUCUUCAGACGACCAAAUCAGUUAUAAACAGGAUGCGGCAAGUGAACCAUCGAAGGAAAACAAACCCAAAUCAAUUUAUGAAUUAAAAGAACGCGAAAAAGCAGUUAAGCAUGCAAAUAAAAUUUGCUAUGCAUUUGCAAAAUUUGGUGAUUGUCAUUAUGGUGAAAGUUGUAAAUUUUCACAUGAUCCGAAUUUGCUAGCCAAACAGCAGCAUUCUGUAUCUUCACGUUCACAAUACAGUGAUGGUGACGGAAAAUCAUUAAAGUCAUUCGUGAGUGAAAUGGAAAAUUCAAAUACGACAUGUCAUCAGUUAGAGCAACGUUUGAUUGAAAUUCAGCGUGAACUUUCAUUAUUAGAAGAUGGAAAGAAGCCAAAGUCUUCAAUUAUAAUACCUAGAAGAAAUCAGUGUGUAUUUGGAAGCACUUCAAAAGCUGCUAUUAACGUCGGUGGGGAUUUCAUCGUAAAGAUAGGAACAUCUCGUAAAGAUCAUGAGGACAGCAAACAAAGUAAAUGUGCUUCAGAAACUUAUCGAAAUAGUGAAAAAGGAGAAAAAGCUAACCAUGAUAGACUUAAAAGACUUGAUACCACAUCGAAGGAAAAAAUGCUAAAGAUUGAUACUGGUGGUGGUAGUUCAAGCAGGAGCAAGAAGAAUGGAAAAGCACUGAAAUUAGAUGAUGUUAUUGCCGAUGACAUUUCAAGUUCAGAUGAUGAAGAAAAGGAAACUCCGCCAAACAAGAAGGCAAAAGUGUUGGUCACUGAAGAGAUUUCUGAUGAGUCAGAUACGAAGCAGAGCGAAGUUGGAUCACUUGUAGAAGAAGAUGGUGAAUUGAGUCUAGUGUCCGAAGAUGAAUUUCGCUGUGAUCAGAUUUCUGAAGACGAACGUGAAAAUUCGGCAGAACCCUUCAAACUUUCAUCUCUUAUGGAUUCAAGCCAGUUAGUCGAUAUCAGUGAUGACGAAUUAGAACCUAAAGAAAAAAAAACUUUACGUGAUGAACUUUCUUUUCCACUUGUGUUUCAUGACAACGUUCUUAUCGUAGACUGCCUUUCUGCCAGAUUUAUCAACAAACUGUCUUCAAAAGGUUUCGACGGUAUCAUUUUAAGCUAUAUAAUUCUCGUGGUUGUAUAUUAUUUUACUUAUAAAGCAUUAUCCAUCUUUAUAUUUUUCAUAAUAACUAUUGAUCUCACUUUUAUUACUUCAUAGCA